AGCGAAAUCUGGGACAUCUUAUUAAUAAUAUGGCAUAUACAUAUUCACGAAUCUGAACUAUUUUAUGAGUAAGCGUCAGAUGAAAGAUUUUAGAAUCAUGGAUGUGUUGUUGAAAACAAUACUUGCAGGAGUAAUUUCUGUGGUACUUUGGAAAAUUUUUACAGUUUUGUUGAAGUACAAGGAGUUAUGUCACAAACUGAAGAGAAUUCCACAAAAACAAGCACACUGGUUCAAAGGGCAUGCAGGAGAGGUAAAGGAUUCGUUAACUUACAACGAUUAUGUUAUGGACGUCAUGAAAGGGAGUGGCAGGAUGUACUGCAUAUGGAAUGGUCCAUUUCCGAUUUUAGGGGUGUGUCAUCCUGAAACUUUCCAACAACUAAACAAGCAAGUGUCAAAUAAGGCACGUGGACUUACAGAUGGCUAUAGAAUGUUUGAGCCGUGGCUAGGGGAAGGGUUAUUGAUAAGUGAGAGCAAGCAAUGGGAAAGAAACAGACGCUUACUUACCCCUGCAUUCCAUUUCAACAUUUUGUCUGGGUAUGUUGACGUGAUGAAUGACGUUGCGGACGUAUUUCUGGACAAAUUAGAAGAAGCUACACAGAAAACUGGGUCGCUAGACAUAUUUCCGUAUGUGUGUAGGGCAACACUAGAUUCAAUGCUAAAAUGUUCAUUGUCAUAUGAAGGCAGUAUGCUAGAAUCUACGGAACACAAAUACAUCAAAUCUGUGCAACGUCUAACAACGAUUGUGUGGGAACGCAUGUUACAACCAUUACUUUUAUUUGACUUUUCCUUCAACUUGUCUGCACUCGGACGAGAACACAAACGCGUAGUGGAAGUGGCACAUAAAUUUACUGGGGGCCUCAUAGAAUCGAGAAGAAACCAGCUGAUGGAACAUCCGGAUUUAACUAAACAAAAAAGACGCCUUGAUUUUCUUGAUAUAUUACUCACGGCAAAAGAUGAAAUGGGACAGGGUUUGUCGAGACAGGAGAUACAGGAUGAAGUUGAUACGUUUACAUUUGAAGGUCACGAUACAACGGCGUCUGCUAUCAGCUGGUCAAUCUAUGCACUAGGACAGCACCUGGACAUACAAGCAAAAGUGUUCAAGGAUGUACAGAAAGUGAGUGAAGAUAACACAAGCAUUACACAGAGUUGUCUCUCCCAGUUUGAAUAUUUGCCACUGUUUAUCAAGGAGAUUAUGAGGUUUUACAGCCCAGUACCUCUAGUUGCCAGGAAACAUUCAGAACCAAUAACAAUAGAUGGAAUUGAAAUACCUCCCGGACCAAGAGUUGAUAUCAACAUCUACGCUAUACACCAUAACCCACAAGUCUGGAAAAAUCCAGAGGAUUUCGAUCCGGAGAGAUUUGACGUUGAGCAUCGUGAUGAAACAGAGAUAUAUGGAUUCAUUCCAUUUUCUGCUGGGUCAAGGAAUUGCAUUGGACAGGUGUUUGCCAUGAAUGAAAUAAAGAUAACGGUUGCAAAGUUUGUGAAAAGAUUUGAGGUAUUACCGGUGAAGAACCACACGCCCAUACUACAGCCGGACACAAUAAUGAGGUCGCUAAAUGGAUUACCCGUCAUACUGAGGCGUAGGCAACAAACGAGCAGCACUUGAACUGUGAAGUCUUACCAUAUUACAUGUUGUUUGUACACCACAUAAAUGAACAUGUACCUUAAAUGCGCUUGCUUGAUCAGAUAUUUAGUUCUGUUAAUUUGUAUAUGAUGCCUAUUUACCUGCAUUAGCUUAUCCAAGGUAUAUGUUUUGAUCCAUUUGGUCCAUAAAGUCCAUAAGCACGGUUCCUUAAAAACGCCUUACUUUCGAUUUCGUUAAAUUGAGAAGGCGCCAGUGUCGAUAGAAAAUUUGUCCGAGUGGGUUCCCAUGUUGGCUGCAGAGUGUCAACAGGGAUCCUGUGAGGCAGACCGAGAGAGAUUCGCGUGGAUUAAAAAAGUAGGGCGUUUUUAAGGAAACAUGAUGAAAGUAACCACAUAAAGUGUAUUUACAGAUAAGAUGGGAUCUAUGGCUUCACAUCUAAGGUACUAGGUAUUUGCUAUAUUCAAGGAAAGUCGUAUUUAAGUUUCAUAAACACGGCACGAUGUACAUUCGAGCAAGUGUAACGAUAAAAAGCAAUACUAGAUCGCUACGUCUUCCCGUGGUUUAUAUAUUUUUAUGCAUUAACUUGUGUUCGGGACGAAAAAGUUGAUUUUCUGACCUCUUCUGAGCGCCAACGUUGGAUGUCAAUGUGUACCUCAAAGUGUCCUGUGCGCUAACAGGGAGGGAUCCGUUUUCUCAUUUUCCACAGAGAGCCAUCCGAUAUGUAUAUACACCGUGAUAAGUGUUCCUGUUAUUGAGUUACGUUUGAGUCUGUGUUCCAAAAGCGAGUGUGAGCGGAACUGCACAUUUCAUAACUACCCGCGAACAAACUCGGUCUAACCGGCUAGUUACCGAGCAUGUUAUUAUUUGGUUUGGUUGCGUUCUAUGCUUCCAAAGGGUCUCCUUUAGUUAUGACAUAUACUUGACUAUACAGUGUUCUCAAGAAUGAGGAUAACUUUUGCUCGACCUUAUCUUGAAUUAGCUUUAUCAAAACCAUUAACAAUCUAAACAUAUUUGUCCUUAUUUUAGCUAAAUAUUUCAUUUUCAGUCCUUCAGCUGAUAUAUUUUAACAUCAAACAUAAUUAAAGGAUAAAAAUAUAAAAAUAAUGCCUUACCGUUUAUGCAGAAGCGCUGCGUAUAAUUGAUAAAUAAAUCGCUGUUACAUUUUUAUAUGAAACAUGCGGACUUUAAACACAGCAAUAUUUUCGUACAAAUUGGGAAGGAAUUUAUCUCUAAUAUGUAUAUUGUCAUUUCUUUCUUUCAUAUUUAUUUUCAAUAAUCAAAGUGUACAAGAGUGUACAUAGUUAUAUAUAUCAGACAAAAUCUGCAACUAAUGGCGACUGUUGUAACGGCAAACGUUCAACCGUCUCGUCACAAACCAUGCUUUCCGUUCUUUGAAAGAAAUGUAGCUCGUAUGAUGGCGUGAUGUCUAUAAACAGUCGAAGCCAAUAGGGGGCUACGGUCAGUGAUGUCCUUUAUAGGCUGUUAUCAAAAUAAAACUUUAGGUUUAUUUAGGUCAUAAAGGUUUAUCGUUGCAAAUGCAGAAGAAUGGUAACUAUAAUAUAAUUAAUAUUGAUGAAUGAAAGCAGAGAUAAUACUUUGUGUUUUGUCCUGGAUCAAAGAGAAAAUUAGCACAUGUUCUAAAACAAAUGCACGCAAACAUCAGUUUCUAGUUUUGACUUAUCAGUGGUUUUAUAUACGAUUUUGUUUAAGUUAACAUUCAGUCGUCAUUUCAGACGAAAUCUCAAAGCAAAUAUUUUCCACAAUAGGAAGCCGUUUUCCAUUCUUUAAGAAAAGUGAAAUGCAUGGUUUAAGAGAUCUCCCGAUUAUUUGAAUCGCGUUCAUUAUGACACUGAAGUUUGCAGCAUAUAGGAACAAAAGGAAAGGCUCGUGAGUCAGAGGUAAAAUGUCUAAAUGAAAUAUUGUGUAGACCUUGGAUCUAUUCUAAGAUGUUUAAUUGAGGAUUUUCGUAUAGAUUCAUCUACACAUCAUAAAAUCAGCCUUUACGUGCUAUACCGCGACUUUAAAAUGUCUCCCUGUACUUUGACUCAAUUAUUUCUGGUCCUCUGGUAUCAUGAAUUCAUUAAUAAUAGAGUUCCGCUUAAGCCGGUGCAAGGUACUUGAGGUGUGCUGCUUUUUGCAUUACCUCUCCUGAACAGAUUAAAUCGAACUGAGUCGCAAAUUACUUGGUUGCAUUGUUAUGUAUAUGUCAUUCCCCUUGGAUGGGGUUUGCUUUAUUGGUGAUUCAUUGUUUACUUACCUAGUUUUGAGAUAUCCUGAAUAGUCUAUAUAUUUCUACUAUGUUGCAGAAUAUUCUAUCACAAUACUGAUAAACAAUUAUUUUUUUAAAAGGAUUGUUCUUGAUUUUUCCAGAAUGUUCUUUUUAUUCUUAGUGUUAUAUGAACGUUCUGGAACCUUCCAUGAUACAUUAAAUAGGGUGUUGUCUGACACCUGGCCAGAACUUAGAGUUAUAGAUCUUAUUGAAAACAAUUCUGUAUUUCUUAAUAACAAAAUAGUACCAGUUUGGAUAUUAGCAUUUGAAGGAUUUACAUUGUGGAUUUAAAAAGUUAUCUUUGAAGAGGGGAUUUAUUUAUUUUUUGGAUAUACUACAUUCAAUUUUGAACAGUUGUGAAACAUUGUGGAAUUUAUACUGAUUGGAUUUAAAUUUGACCUGGACAGGAUUUGGACUGUUUUUACAUAUAAGAUUGGAUUUUACGGAUAUUUGACAUUUUUAAAGGUAUUCGAAUUGUUACUUUCAUGGAUAAAAUAUUGUUAUUAUUAAUA
Molecule: messenger RNA, 4366 nt
Organism: Mercenaria mercenaria
Lineage: Eukaryota; Metazoa; Mollusca; Bivalvia; Venerida; Veneridae
Product: cytochrome P450 4A2-like
Exons: 12
Coding region: 65-1606 (513 amino acids)
Molecular function (GO): oxidoreductase activity, acting on paired donors, with incorporation or reduction of molecular oxygen; iron ion binding; monooxygenase activity
Source: RefSeq, a predicted model, not a curated record